This is a messenger RNA of Bolinopsis microptera, 562 nucleotides long. RefSeq lists its product as uncharacterized. The transcript is spliced from 4 exons. NCBI's taxonomy places the organism in Eukaryota, Metazoa, Ctenophora, Tentaculata, Lobata, Bolinopsidae. The coding region runs from base 78 to 383 and encodes 101 amino acids. The record is from RefSeq and is a predicted model, not a curated record.
CUACAAAUCUAUUACAUUUAUUGAGCAAGUGUUAACUUAAUUGACUGAGUAGAGCUAACAAACAAUUGCUGGAUCAGAUGCAGAACGCAGUAAAGAUACCGCGACCCAAGACUUUAAAAGUCACCAACAAAGCACUUAGAUAUACGUUACUCUAUUUCGGUGUGUUCGGAGGUUUUGGUCUAUGGUUCAAACAGUGGCAUGCUAGUUACCUAAGAUGUGGCCUACCCAAGGAGGAGUGGCAGAACUAUGAUGAAGCAUUCAAGAACAAGGAGGACAAAAGGUGGAAUAUCGACAGAAAGGAAAUACAGCCCGAUUACUACAAAGACGUCAGUGCAGUUCAGAACGUUAAAAAGUUUUGGAAAUCAUUAACUGGUGCCGAAUGAGAUGGAAUAUCUGAAUUUUGUUCUCUGGUAUGAUGAUAUGUUGAAGUGAAAUUUGGUGGUAUCCCGAGAUUGUGACCCAAAGCAGAUGAAUAAGUGCACAAAUUUGCCGUGACCAGACAAUGAAAAGUUUAUCGUUUGAUGUUAAUUUAUUUAUAGUGCGUGAUAUCUAAUUGCUUUUU